UUGUUUUAUAAAAUUCCAGUAGCUUUCAGACAACGACCGCGGGUGAAGUCCCCCAAGCAGCUCAGUAGAAGAAGCCGAGGCGUGGCUGCUAUGAGAAACGUGGAGUCCGGCCCCAUCGCUCUUCGAAUCCUUAGCUCUGGAUCGGUAGAAGGACGCGAUGGGGCCGGCCAACAAGGGGUUUAUGCCGCCGGACAUGGCGGCGGAGAGAGCCGUUGCUGCGGUUGGCUGUGGGUAUGAUCUUGCUGCUGAUAUCCGACUCUCUUACUGCAAGGAAGGGCGGUUGAUUGAGAUUGAGACGGUGGGAGCGAGGGAUCUUGUGCUGCCCGGUGGGAUUGUUGUGCCUGAUGUUCCUAAGUCGAUCAGGUGUGAUAAAGGGGAAAGGACUCGGUUUCGCUCUGAUGUUCUUUCUUUUCAUCAGAUGUCAGAGCAGUUCAAUCAAGAUCUGUCAUUGCCCGGGAAAAUUCCAUCCGGCUUGUUCAAUUCCAUGUUUGAUUUCAAUGGCUGCUGGCAAAAGGAUGCAUCCACAACAAAAAGUCUUUCCUUUGAUGGAUGGUUCAUUACACUAUACAGUAUUGUGCUGGAAAGAUCCCACAUAGUGCUGAGUGACACGGUUAAACAAGAUGUUCCAUCUUCUUGGGAUCCUUCUGCCCUUGCAGGGUUCAUUGAGAAAUACGGUACUCAUAUCAUUGUUGGUGUGAAGAUGGGAGGUAAAGAUGUAAUUUAUAUCAAGCAGCAGCAAGAGUCCCCUCUUCAGCAAACUGAAGUGCAAACUUACUUGAAAAGGAUAGCUGAUGACAGAUUUUCUGAUGAAUUCUGUGAAAACUUCCUGUUAGCAUCUGAUAAUUUUCCAGGAAAGCUAAAGGAACGAGGCACAACUCUACUGAAAUCUCUCAGAUCAUCUGUAGUAUCUCAUUCAAAGUCAGAUGAUAUAGUGACCAUUCAUAUCAGAAGAGGGGGUAUCAAUACCAAUCAGAGCCAUAAACAAUGGCUUCCUACUAUAUCACAAACUCCAAAUGUCAUAUCAAUGUCUUUUGUGCCUAUAACUUCACUCUUGAAUGGUGUCCGAGGAAGUGGAUUCCUAAGUCAUGCAGUGAAUUUGUAUCUGCGCUAUAAACCACCUAUAGAGGAACUUCAUCACUUUCUGGAGUUCCAAUUACCUCGUCUGUGGGCUCCUGAGUUUGGUGAACUCCCUCUUGGCCCACAUCGCAAGAAACAUAGCUUUCCAUCCCUUCAGUUUACACUCAUGGGUCCCAAACUUUAUGUGAACACAGAUCCGGUCGAUUCUGGAAAUCGCCCAGUGACUGGUCUUCGCCUUUACUUAGAAGGCAAGAAGAACAAUCGGCUAGCAAUUCAUCUCCAGCAUCUUGCAUCAAUCCCCAAUAUCAUCCAACUAUCUGAAGAAACAGAUACUACAACUGAUGAUGAACUCUGCAACCAACGGGACUAUUACGAACCAAUCAAAUGGACAUUACUCUCUCAUAUCUGCACAGCCCCAAUCCAGUACAGCAGUUCCCGCAUUGAUGACUCUGCCUCUAUUGUCACUAAGGCAUGGCUCGAAGUAAAAGACAUCGGUGUAAGGAAAGUACUCUUCCUCAGGCUUGGCUUCUCCAACAUCGCUUCUAUGAAAAUACGGCGUUCCGAGUGGGUUGGUGCAGGUAGUGUUACUAGGAAGUCAGGCUCUAUUUCUUCUCUGAUCAGCUCACGUUUCAGUGCAAGCCAGACACCAACUCCGACACCUAAAGUUGAAGUGAACUCUGCAGUUUUCCCUGGAGGUCCACCGGUUCCGAUCAGAGUGUCGAAAAUGUCAAAGUUUGUUGACGCAUUGGAGAUGACAAGGGGCCCUGAUGAUCUUCCUGGGUACUGGGUGGUAACUGGUGCUAAAUUGUGUGUGGAUAGUGGUAAGAUAUAUCUGAAAGUUAAAUUCUCUUUGUUGACAGUAAUGCCGGAGGAGGAUAUGUGAGAGAAAGAUGGCAAGCAAAAUCGGUGUGUAUUUUAUUUACUUUGUAUAAUUAUUACAUUCGUUGUUAAAGGGAAUAAUUUGCUGCAAAGUUAUUAAAAUUCAGUACAGGCAUUAUUUGAUCU
Molecule: messenger RNA, 2082 nt
Organism: Dioscorea cayenensis subsp. rotundata (Guinea yam)
Lineage: Eukaryota; Viridiplantae; Streptophyta; Magnoliopsida; Dioscoreales; Dioscoreaceae
Product: MACPF domain-containing protein NSL1
Exons: 7
Coding region: 158-1960 (600 amino acids)
Biological process (GO): regulation of salicylic acid mediated signaling pathway; plant-type hypersensitive response
Cellular component (GO): plasma membrane
Source: RefSeq, a predicted model, not a curated record